Messenger RNA from Blepharisma stoltei, 651 nucleotides. Lineage: Eukaryota; Ciliophora; Heterotrichea; Heterotrichida; Blepharismidae. The record is from the annotation of a GenBank genome assembly.
AUGGACGAAGAAUACGACUACUUAUACAAGAUAGUGCUAAUAGGAGACUCAGGUGUAGGCAAAUCAAACUUACUUCUUCGGUUCACUCGAAAUGAGUUCAAUAUGGACUCUAAAGCUACAAUAGGUGUUGAGUUUUCACAGAAAACUAUUAAAAUUGGUGGGAAAACAAUAAGGAUUCAGAUUUGAGAUACUGCAGGCCAAGACAGGUUUCGUGCAAUAACUUCGACUUAUUAUAGAGGAGCUGUGGGAGCAUUGCUUGUGUAUGAUAUUUGCAAUCACAGCAGUUUCGACCAUCUUGACCGAUGGGUCAGAGAGCUAAUGGAUCAUGUGGACCCAACAAAUAUUAUUGUUAUGCUGAUAGGAAAUAAAUGCGAUUUAGAAGACAAAAGAUCAGUUAAACCAGAUGACGCGCUUGCAUAUUCACAAAGAAACAAUAUGGCUUUUAUGGAAACUUCUGCUCUGGAUUCAACUAAUGUUGAUCAGGCAUUUGAAAAAAUUGUGAAAUUAAUAUACGAUCAGACUAUCAAAAAUACUGAAAGCACAAAAAAGACUGAACAAUCAGUUGUUGGACCAACAAAAAAAAUUGAAAGCACAAGAGAAGAAAAAAUUAGAGUUCAAAAAGAUUCCCAGAAUAAAAGUGGUUGCUGUUAA